Messenger RNA from Peromyscus eremicus (cactus mouse), 1709 nucleotides. It is a transcript of the gene Cadm1, whose product is annotated as cell adhesion molecule 1. The transcript has 12 exons. The record is from RefSeq and is a predicted model, not a curated record. Gene Ontology annotation, biological process: detection of stimulus; cell recognition; susceptibility to natural killer cell mediated cytotoxicity. Gene Ontology annotation, cellular component: neuron projection; synapse; plasma membrane. Gene Ontology annotation, molecular function: signaling receptor binding. The coding region runs from base 108 to 1529 and encodes 473 amino acids. NCBI's taxonomy places the organism in Eukaryota, Metazoa, Chordata, Mammalia, Rodentia, Cricetidae.
UUGGUCGGUCCUGACCCCGCCUUUAGCGCAUCUCAUUAGCAUCUCAUUAGCUGUCCGCUCGGGCUCGGGAGGCAGCCACCGCCGCCAGUCUGAGGCAGGUGCCCGACAUGGCGAGUGCUGUGCUGCCGAGCGGAUCCCAGUGUGCGGCGGCAGCGGCUGCGGCGGCGGCGGCAGCGCCUCCCGGGCUCCGGCUCCGGCUCCUGCUGUUGCUCCUCUCGGCCGCGGCACUGAUCCCCACAGGUGAUGGACAGAAUCUGUUUACUAAAGACGUGACAGUGAUCGAGGGAGAAGUUGCAACCAUCAGCUGCCAAGUCAAUAAGAGUGACGACUCCGUGAUUCAACUGCUGAACCCCAACAGGCAGACCAUUUACUUCAAGGACUUCAGGCCUUUGAAGGACAGCAGGUUUCAACUGCUCAAUUUUUCUAGCAGUGAACUCAAAGUGUCACUGACAAACGUCUCCAUUUCGGAUGAAGGGAGAUACUUCUGCCAACUCUACACUGACCCCCCACAGGAGAGUUACACCACCAUCACAGUCCUGGUCCCGCCACGUAACUUGAUGAUCGACAUCCAGAAAGACACGGCCGUUGAAGGGGAGGAGAUUGAAGUCAACUGCACUGCCAUGGCCAGCAAGCCAGCCACCACCAUCAGAUGGUUCAAAGGGAACAAGGAACUGAAAGGCAAAUCGGAGGUGGAAGAGUGGUCGGACAUGUACACUGUGACCAGUCAGCUGAUGCUGAAGGUGCACAAGGAGGAUGACGGGGUCCCAGUGAUCUGUCAGGUGGAGCACCCUGCAGUCACUGGAAACCUGCAGACCCAGCGCUAUCUAGAAGUGCAGUAUAAGCCACAAGUGCAUAUCCAGAUGACUUACCCUCUACAAGGCCUGACCCGGGAAGGGGAUGCGCUUGAGUUGACGUGUGAAGCCAUCGGGAAACCCCAGCCUGUGAUGGUAACUUGGGUGAGAGUCGAUGACGAAAUGCCUCAACAUGCCGUACUGUCCGGGCCAAACCUGUUCAUCAAUAACCUAAACAAAACAGAUAACGGUACUUACCGUUGUGAGGCUUCUAACAUAGUGGGGAAAGCUCAUUCGGACUACAUGCUGUAUGUAUACGAUCCCCCCACAACUAUCCCUCCUCCCACAACAACCACCACCACUACCACCACCACCACCACCAUCCUUACCAUCAUCACAGACACAACGGCGACGACAGAACCAGCAGUUCACGGCCUUACUCAGUUGCCCAAUUCCGCAGAAGAACUGGACAGUGAGGACCUCUCAGAUUCUCGAGCAGGUGAAGAGGGCGCCAUUGGGGCAGUGGACCACGCAGUGAUUGGCGGCGUCGUAGCUGUGGUCGUGUUUGCCAUGCUUUGCUUGCUCAUCAUUCUGGGCCGCUAUUUUGCCAGACAUAAAGGUACAUACUUCACUCAUGAAGCCAAAGGAGCCGAUGACGCAGCAGACGCAGACACAGCUAUAAUCAAUGCAGAAGGAGGACAGAACAACUCGGAAGAAAAGAAAGAGUACUUCAUCUAGAGCAGCCUUUUUGUCCCAAUGAGGUGUCCAACGGGCCCGUUUAGAUGAUAAAGAGACAGUGAUACUGGAACUUGCAAGAAGCUCGUGUGUUUUUUAUGAGUGGGUGGAAAGAUGCGAGACUGGGAAGGCUUGGGAUUUGCUAUGUAAAAACAAAAAGAAAAAAAUGUUCUUUGAAAAGUA